UCAUUUUUAUCCAAAAUGCUCAAACUGUGUAUCCUGUGCGUCCUUUGUGUCACUUGUACUUCUAGUACUGUUUUAAACAAUUCAAAAUUGUUCACUCAAUGGCGGGAAUUGUCCACACAAAUAUUCUUAAAUACCAAUGUUUUACGACCAGAGUGUCAAAAAGCGUAUGAAACAUUUCUCGAAGAGAUAAAUGAAAAUAACUUAAAUGCUUUGAAAAUGUUCGAUGCCACAGCCAAAGUGCCGUCAGGAAUUUUGAAUGGCAAUAUUGUGCAAUAUGGCGAUUUUAAUGAAUGUAUGGAAGUGGAAACGGCCCAAUAUUGUCUCGUUGAAAUUGAUUUUGAUCCACUGUGGAACGAAUCAUUAUCCGAGUACAAGGAUUUAGUCCAAUCUUUUAAUUUUUUUAAGGACACAUUUGAUGCUCCUGCUCAUAGAAUACCUGGUUUUACCAUGGCCCGUUGGGGAUUUUGUAUACCCCAAGAAUGUUCAGCAGAAGAUUUAGAAAAGUCGCUAAGUGCAAAUUUGGGUGUUUCAGCUCAAAUUCGACCGGGAAUGUGUCAGAAAGCAACGAAAGAAAAUAAAAUUUUCACCACAGGGGAUUACAUUGCUAGAUUAUUUUUUAUUUUGGUCCUUCUGGCAGUUGUUUCUUCAACAUUGUUCGAUUAUUAUAGAGACGGCAAAGGCGAUUCGCACACAAAUGUCUUACUAUUAAAAAUACUGAUGUGUUUCUCAUUGCGCCAAAACGUGUCAAAAUUUUUAGAAGUGAAAGAGAACGAUGGCGAGGAAAUAGCUGGCCUACAUGGUAUUCGCUUCUUGAAUGCUUUAGCUCUACUCAUGUCCCAUAAAAGUAUUUCACUAUUUUUUAAUCCAUUUAUGAACCGAACAGCUGCAGUUGAUAGAUUGAGCCGACCUUGGACUAUUAUUGCAAAAAAUGCAAUUGUUUAUACAGAUGUCUUCAUGCUUAUAAGUGGAUUACUAAACGCUAACGCUUUAUUAAAAGAUUUACACAAUGGACGUACUAUGAAAUUCAAGGAAAAAAUAAUCAACAGGAUAUUCAGAAUUCUUCCGAACGUAAUUGCCCUAAUUCUAUUUUGCACGUAUAUUUUACCACUGCUGGGGUCUGGACCAUUAUGGCCUGUAGUUGUCGAUCACCAUUCAACAUUAUGCAAACAGCACAUGUGGAAAAAUAUUUUUUUCAUCCAUAAUUAUUUUGGAUUUGAAAAUAUGUGUUUAACUCACACUCACCAGUUAGGCAUUGAUAUGCAACUGUUUCUAGUUACACCAAUUUUUAUUUACUUAAUCUGGACAUUUAAAGGAAUUGGAUUAUUUUUGAUGGGAGUUGUAGCUCUACUUUCAACGAUUCUUAGAUUUUGGGUUUCGUAUGAAAAUGAAUUGACGAGCGUUAUUUACUUUGGCAUAUCAGUUUCAAAAAUGUUUUCAGUGGCUACUUUAUCAUACAUUUUACCAACUCAUCGAGCAACUAUUUAUUUAAUAGGUGUUUAUUUAGCAUACAUAUUAAAAUUCUCUAAACCAACUACAUCAUUUACUAAGUGGCAAGUUGCACUUUUGUGGUGUUUUUUCCUACCAAUGUUUCUGGGUACUUGGUUAGGACCGUACCAUAUGGUAACAAAAGAUUAUGUGUACGAUAAAUUAGAAGCCUCCUAUAUUCUUGCUUUAUACCCAAUUUUCUGGGGCUCUAGCGUGGCAUUUGGAAUUUAUGCCACAAAUAAAAAUAUUGCAGGCUGGUUGGGAAAAUUGUUAAAUUGGAAAUAUUUUCAAAUUUCAACAAAACUAGCUUACGCUUUGUAUUUGGUUCAAUUUCCAAUUUUUUUCUAUAACGUAGGACAGACGAAACAUGUUGAUGAAUACCGUACAUAUUUACAAUUGGAGAUUGUGGAAACUGUUGUUAUCAUAGUUUGUUCUCUUUUGCUUGUUCUUUUUAUUGAAAUGCCUUUUCAAAAUAUUAAAAAAGUAUUAUUUGAUCAACCCAAAAGACUUCAUAGCAAAUACCAUCAUAUGCGCGUCAAGGAUUUCAAAAGUGGUUAAAAAUAAAUUGGAAAAAAGUCAUAUAUAUUUUUAAGUGUUUCUUAUUUAUUGAUUUUUACGAAUACAAUUAAAAAAACAAAAUAUCAAUACAUUAUAUUCUUUCUCUA
Tribolium madens (black flour beetle) is the source of this 2150-nucleotide messenger RNA. RefSeq names its product O-acyltransferase like protein-like. The transcript has 12 exons. NCBI's taxonomy places the organism in Eukaryota, Metazoa, Arthropoda, Insecta, Coleoptera, Tenebrionidae. The record is from RefSeq and is a predicted model, not a curated record. Gene Ontology annotation, molecular function: acyltransferase activity, transferring groups other than amino-acyl groups. The coding region runs from base 16 to 2043 and encodes 675 amino acids.